Molecule: messenger RNA, 2529 nt
Organism: Prunus avium (sweet cherry)
Lineage: Eukaryota; Viridiplantae; Streptophyta; Magnoliopsida; Rosales; Rosaceae
Source: RefSeq, a predicted model, not a curated record
UCUUUCUUUCUUUCUCGUUUCCCAUCAAAGAUUAAAGCAAAACAGAGAGAGAAAGCAGAGAGAGCGAGAGAGAGAGAAAAAGAAAGCAAACGGCUGUUGGGUUAACAAUGGCUAAGUAUAAUCGGCUGUUGGGUUUUAGGUUUCGCCCUACAGAUCAAGAACUCCUCAGUUACUUCCUCUACAAGAAAGCGAUAACCAAGGAUCCAUUAAUGGCGUCGUAUUACAGCAACUUUGUGCAUGAGUUCAAUUUCUUGGGCGAAACAGAGCCCUGGGUGGUCUGGGAUCAGUUCGGAGGGCCUGGCCUGGUCGACGAAGACCUAUAUUUCUUCACCCAACUCAAGAAUUUAAGCCAAAAUGGUAAGCGAAUCAAACGCAAGAUUGAGGCCGGAGGUACUUGGAGCGAAGCCUUCUCGAAAAAGGUUUACGACAAGACGACCGGAAACCCUAUCGGCCAAAAAAGGAAUUUGCGCUACGAGAACCAAGGGUGCGAGCACCACGGCAAGUGGCUACUAGAAGAAUACAGUCUUCUUGAUAAAGAGGCGCAGAAGAUUGUGCUCUGCCGACUUAAAAAGAACAGCAGGGUUUCGAACAAGAGGAAUAAUUCAACUCAAGAAUUUAAGGAGAAACCCUCAAACAAGAAGGCAAGAAAAGAAUUGGCAUCGGCAACGGUCAAGAUUGAUGCUGAGGAACCACAGACAUCUUCUAGCCUAAGUAGCGUCGUAAAUAAUCAUGAUCAAGAGUUGAUAUUCGACAUUAAUUAUAAUGCGAUUUCAAAUUAUCUUUGUGGUGAUGAUCAAGAUAACAUCGAUGAUCCGUUCGACUAUGGUUGUGUUACUGAUGAAGAAUUUGCUAUCGGCAUGGAUGCAUUGUUGGGAACACCACCAUUGUCACAGGAGCUGCCUCAUAUGGGCGAAACCCUACAGGCCUUGGAUGCAUUACUUGAUGUAUCUUCUUCCUCAUUGGACAGUCCAGUAGUAGUUCUAGCAAGAGUUCGAUUUUUAAAGAAGAUAGUAGAUAUCGCAUCGAUCAGUCUGAUACUUUUUUGCAAGAUGUUAACAGUGUACGAGAGAGUCAAGAAGGGGCUGUGAGUAGAAGGAGGUUCUUUGCAGGCUAGACAAGGUUGAAAAUGGUUUUUUUCUCUUCUUUUUCCUGUUUUCGUUCGAAACUUUUUGUUCACUUAUUCUCCUUGAAUAUUAUGUUCAAAGUAGUUAAAUUUUCGUCCAAAAUGUUUUAUUUGUGUUUCUUGAUUUGAACGAAAGUUUGGUAUUUCAUCCUUUUUUUUGGGUUUCUUUCAUUUCAUAUUGUCUUCAUAUUUUCCUUUUCGUAUUGAACUCUUAUAUCACCAUUCCUGCAUAUGUCAAAACCAACAAAGCUGUGGUGAUUGAAUUAUAAUUCCAAGUAUGACACAUUUUGAAUACCAAUUCUUGUCCUAAAGACAUGAAAAAAUUUGCUAUUCAGUGGAAUAUUUGUUCUGAAAUUUGUUUUACUCUAUGCUUUUUGCUCUUCCAAUUACUGUUAAUUUUUUUUUUUUUAACUUAAUGAUCUGUUUAUCCAUGGUGUGUAAAUAAUGUAGUAGCAUAUUUAAAUUCUUCUUAAAAGGUGUUUUGAAUCAAGUGCUUGGUUCUAUUCUUCAAGAAGAAGUCUAUCUUGGUAAACUAAAUUGAGUUUGAGCUUGUGGCGUUAAAUAUUUUUCCAUAUUUGUGUUGCACUGUUUCUUUUCUUAUUCUUAUAUGCAGGGAUGACUUGUUUCUUAACUUAUUCUUAUAUGCAAGAUGUUAAUAUUGUACAAGAGAGUCCAAAGGAGGCUGUGAGUAGAAGGUUGUUGUUUGCAAGCUAGACAAGGUUGAAAAUGGUUUUUUUCUUUCUUUUCUUUUUCCUGUUUUUGUUAGACACUAUUUGUUCACUGAUUCUCCCUGAAUAUUAUGCCCAAAGUAGUAAAAUAAAUGAUCACAACUAUUCAAAAGUAUAUUUAUGUUUGGUAUCAUCUCAUGUUAUGUACGAAUUGAGCAAUGAAAAAGUGAAAGAUCAAUUACAGAGAAACAGGUGGUGCAAGUGUUACAUUUGUACUUUUUUGGUUUCAUUCUUUUGUUAUACUAAUACCUCAUUGCCUUUUUUUUUCUUUCCCUUUUAUGAUGUGUCUUUGAAACCAGCAAAAGUUCACUCUCUGAACUUGCUCCACUUGAAGCAGUACUAUUUGAGAUUGAGAUCCCAUUCAUUUCAAUGCCUUUCGCAAAAUGCUUCCAUAGGGUGGAUAAUAAUGCAGACAAGCAAUCCCGCAGCCUUGGUCCUUAUACAACACAUAACAAAAGCUCAAUAUUAGGCAAAGCUUUCGUCAUUUUACAACACUACCAAACACUAAACUUUCAGCAACAACGCAAGCAUUUCAACAAACAGUUUACAGACGACUCACAACCACGAACAGAAGACUCACAACAAGGUGUUCGAAAUUACUGCGACUCCACGCCCGAUUUUACCCGAUCCAAUUUCCGAUUGCCUCUGUUGUUGUCUUUGUCGCCGUCGUUCUUGUUG